Messenger RNA from Pieris brassicae (large cabbage white), 2291 nucleotides. Its product is annotated as dolichyldiphosphatase 1-like. The record is from RefSeq and is a predicted model, not a curated record. Bases 156 to 866 code for a protein of 236 amino acids. Lineage: Eukaryota; Metazoa; Arthropoda; Insecta; Lepidoptera; Pieridae. The transcript has 5 exons. Gene Ontology annotation, molecular function: sphingosine-1-phosphate phosphatase activity.
AAUAUUAGAAAUUAUGAUUUCUGAGUGAUUCUGACUUCUAAGGUUAAGGUACAUAAAUACGCUAAAUUUUUUGUAAUUAGUAUAUUAUUAAAAAUGAAGUUUACUUUUCGAAUAAGUGUUGUCAAUAAAUAGUAAAUAUACUUAUCUUGAGAGCAAUGGCUGAGUAUGAAAAAAGCGAUAUUGAGUGGCAACCAUUAGCCCUGACGUUGGUGGAGUAUCCAAAAGAUGAUUUGUGGGGAAAAUUCUUUGCCAUAACAAGUUUGGCACCAUUUGGAAUUGGAUCAGGCUUCAUUGCUUUGAUUUUAUUUAGAAGAGAUCUUCACACUAUUGCAUUCUUUAUAGGAACUCUGCUGAAUGAAUUAAUGAAUAUUAUAUUAAAACAUAUUUUUUGUGAGAAGCGACCUUUAUCUAGAGGAAAUUUAUACAAUGAGUAUGGAAUGCCAUCCUCACAUUCACAAUUUAUUUGGUUUUUUAGUUUCUAUGUUUUAUAUUUCUUCAUAUUCAGAUUACAUCAUAUAUACAAUAACAAUAUACUGUCAAUAGUGGGAAAGGUAAUAAUAAUAGGCAGCUGUUUUAUGUUAUCUUUGAUUGUCAGUAUUGGAAGAGUGUACCUAGAGUAUCAUACAUCUGGACAGGUGUUCUAUGGUGGUAUUGUUGGCUUUAUAAAUGCAACAUUAUGGUUUGGUGUUGUGCAUAGAAUUCUUACACCACUGUUCCCACAAGUUGCUAACUUAAAAGUCUGUGAAAUAUUGAUGAUACGAGAUACAACGCUUAUUCCCAAUGUUUUAUUCUUUGAGUAUACAAAAUCCAGACAUGAAGCGCGUACUCGGGGACGAAAGUUAGCUGCGUUAAAACCUGUUCGAUGACGGUGCGCCUUCACUCGCGACAGUUCCAUUUGUCGGAACAGAGGGCGCGCGUGACGAUUACUUACCGCCUCAACUCUAGUACUUAUCGGCGGUAUACUUUUAUAUAAAACAUAUGAAUAAUUUACAUAUUUUUAUACAGGUAUUUUCGUACAGCAAAGUUUUAGGCAUACUUAAGUACUAUAAGUGAAUUCAUUUAUUUUAAUGUAAUUUGGAGUAUAUGUUGAUGAUUAUGUUCUUCCGACUCGUUAUUUUUAUGUCUUCCUUUAGAUUUGUUAUUUCUUAGUUUUUAUUAGAUCUAUUAAAGGUGUAUGAAGGCUAGCAAAACUUUGUUUAGAUAAUUAAUAUUAGAAAAUAAGCUUGGUACAGUAUAGUGUAUAAUUUUUACUUUUAAUAAUCCUUGACAAUAAAAAAUGUUUUUGGUAUUACUAUAUUAUAUCCAUAUCACAAAAAAGUGUUAGAAUAGUAAAAUAUUUGUUUGUAGUUUGUUUAUUAUUUAGUUUAAAACAGGAUUUUAUUAAUAUAUGCCCAACAACAUAUUUUUCUUACAAAAUGAUGGUUGUAUAUAAAAAUUAACAUUAUAAUUAUUAAGGCUUAAAUGGAUGCUUGUAUUUUGUCAUAUGUAUUAUUAAGUUACAAUGCUGCAAUAAAAAGUUUAAUAAAUUUUUCAAACCCUAUAAUGGGUAGAUAUAAUUUUGUAAAUAUUAUUAAUUAAUAUCAAGGGAAUAUAGUUGAAUAUUUUCCGCUUAUAUACAAAUUGUUAUAAAAAGUAUGAAGACUACAAAAUAGCGUAAAAUCACUUGAAUUUUAUUUGCGAUAACUCCUUACAUAUUUAAAUUAAAUAGAGUUAAGGACUAAACAUUAUCUAAUUAAAUUUUUUAAUGUUAAAUAAACAUAAUAAUAGAGUAACAACUACAUAAAUAAUGUGUUAUUAGAACCUCCCAAGGUUUCUUGGAUUAUUAUCAUUAAAAGCAACUCUUCUGACAGCACAGCUUUCUAUAUGCAAAAAGAUUUUUAGCAGUAGUUUUUAUGUUAUCCACUGAAAACAUACAUACUUUCACUUAAAUACAAGAAUCAGUCUCGGCACGUAAUUUGAUACGGCCAUGGAGCUUAGAUAGCUCCCAUUUUCUAAUCUUGAUUUACUAUUUUUAUACAAUAACUACCUACCUAAGGAUUAUUUAAAUGAAAACUUUUCUAAAAUAAAAAUACAAUUCAAAAACUGUUUCUGAGGACUUUCCUCCUCGAAUAGCGCAUGGUGAACAAUGUAUAUAAUUUUAGUAUGUAUAUACUUAGAUUAUGUAGUAGUUUCCCUUUCUGUAUAUCUUUUAUAUAUACUUACUCCGUUAUAUUUUAUAAAUAUUUGUAAUCACACGACUAGAAUAAUAUAUGUUUUUUUAAAGUUGUAUGCAAAAAAUUCAACCAAAUAAA